AGAUUCGUUUACCAUGAAAACCAAGUCAGCACUAUUUAUCAAAGCGCUCCAGAAGACCUUCCACAACCUCUCAAGAAAAAGAAGAACGUGUCGAGUCUUUUAAAAAUGAACCAUUCGUGAAGAACAAAAUAAUGAACGACGCCACUGGAGGAACGCCGCUCUCCCCCAACGAGUCUGGCACUUUUCCGGUAUGGCCGAUUAUAAUAGCCAAUCCCAACGCUUCUGACUUCCAAUCGUGUUUAAAAGACGCUGAAAUCACCACUUUCUUCAGAUUCGUUAUAAAUGGCUUGUUAAUGAACAUAAUUGGCGUUCUGGGAGUGUUGGGCAACAUAAUUUCCAUGAUUAUUUUGUCAAGACCCCAAAUGAGAAGCAGUAUUAAUUAUUUGUUGAUCGGAUUAGCCAGAGUCGAUACAGUACUGAUUAUAACUAGUAUACUACUGUUCGGAUUACCGGGCAUUUACCCUUAUAGCGGUAUGCUGUUCACUUACUUCUACGUCGUCCUUCCCCACAUAGCUCCAGUAGUUUACCCUUUAGCCACGGUGGUCCAAACUGCCUCAGUGUACCUCACCGUGACUGUAUCAUUAGAACGCUUCGUGGCCGUGUGCCAUCCUUUAAGGGCCAGAUCCCUUUGCACCUAUGGCAGAGCCAGAAUCUACGUGGUGGGCAUCAUCAUCUUUUCGGCCAUGUACAACCUGCCGAAGCUGUGGGAGACCACCGUGCAGAAGGAAUGGAGCGAGGAGGACAAUUCCACGGUGUACUGUGUGCGGGAGUCUGCCCUUAGGGGUAACGAGACGUAUAUGCACGUUUAUAUACAUUGGUUGUACUUGAUAUGCAUGUACUUGGUACCGUUCGUCUCGCUGGCAGUACUGAAUGCUUGUAUAUAUAGACAGGUGCUAAUGGCCAACAAGGAACGUCAAAGACUGUCGCGUCAUCAGAAGCGCGAAAUAGGCCUAGCCACUAUGCUUCUCGGUGUCGUGGUGGUCUUCUUCAUCUGCAACUUGCUCCCUUUGGUGAUCAACAUCAUUGAAUGCUUCGACGUAAACAUACCCUUCGAGUUGGACUACUUGCUGCAAGUCAGCAAUCUGCUAGUGACGAUAAACUCUAGUGUUAAUUUCAUUAUUUACGUUAUCUUCGGAGAAAAAUUCAAAAGACUGUUCCUGAUUUUGUUCUGUAAUAAUAAUUUGUUCAGAAGCGGCAGGGAAUCCCCAGAUGGAGUCACCCACGAGGAUAGUUUCAUGUCUAAUGGGGAUAGACAGAGUUUGAGACUGCACCGACACAGUACGACCAUCAGCAGAAACGGUACCGGUUCGUCGACCUUCGGUCGUACCAACGGCUCCACCCGAGCACCGUCGACGAGAAACAGUUGUCGUCACGGCAGGACGUCCAGUCCUGGUCCUUGCGUCUACUACCCGGCCAACAGGAACAAUAAAGAACUUACACAAACGACUGUAUUGAUAGCUGAUUGACAUUGGGCCCCUCAAGAUGAAGCGCUGAUGGAGAACGACGACGUAUGACGGGAGAUGUCGCUAUCGCUCGAAAGCAUUCACAGAUUUUACCGGAUCGGAGGAGAGUUUGUACAGGGUGAUUAGGGAGUAAGAGGCUGAUCUCAAUUUAAGUUUGUUUUAAAUUUUCAUUCAUAAUUUUUGUAUUUUACAUAGUUUCUUCAUAGAUUUAUAAAAAUCGAAAUUUUAUCAUGUAAACUUUCAAUGGGUUUUCCACACGGAUAUAAUAUCAUCAAAUUUUACUUUAUGCGCUUGAGGGAGUCAAGGUAAGCAUUUUGUUCCAUUGCACCGACCUUGUAACUAUACAAGGUGAUUCCGAAAAUUCCGUUCAAAAUAAGACGAGUAAAUAUUACAUUUUAAACUGAAUCAGCUUUACUUUAAAAACAAAACAUAUCUUUAACGGUUAAUUUUUUUCGUUGGCCAUCUUCUAACUGUACAGGGUAAUGCUAAAAAUUCAGUUCAGAACCAUACGAGCAAAUUAAUUAAAUUGUUUAAAAAAUGUCUGACUGAACUUUAAAAACAAUACAUAUUUUCAAUGAUAUUCUGAUAGAGAGGCAUAACACCGAUGCAUCAUUGUUUUUAUUUGACCGUCCUUUUAAAAAUUGCCAGAAGGCUAUUCAAAUGAGUAAUGUCAGUGAAGAACUUAGUGGAAGAAUAUUGACCCCAGAAAAAAUUAACCUUUGAAGACAUGUUCAGAUUCAGUUUAAAAUGUGAUGUUUUUAACAAUUUAAUUAGUUUGAUCAUGACCGAACGGAGUUUUUGGUAUCACCUUGUAUAGUUACAAGGUUAGUGCUAUAGAACAAAGUGCACCCAUAAGUAAGGUCAACUCGGGGAAGUGCAUACCUUCAAUUUCAAAGUUGACUUUAAUAUCAAGAUAAAAACUAGAGAUUAUCGUAUUAAGUAAUGAUAAUCCGAAAGUAUUUUUACCUGAAAAUUUGGAUUUAUAAAAAAAAAAUUGGUCGCAAUCUCACAGAAAUGCACUUACCUCAGUUUAUGGGGCAAGUGCAUUUCAGACCUCGUUCUUUCUAUUUAGAUGCUUAUGAUGAUUAUCCGCGGAAAGAGCAAAAAAUAUGUAAAAUUUAGAAUCGGUCAGUUUUUGCAGAACUUACUUAUCUGUAAUAUUAAGAAAGAUAUACUUAGUCAAAUUAAUAUUUUGAUUUUAAAUCUUAAGAUUUUAUUAGAAAAAUUAUUAAACAUAAACGUUCAGAAAACAUUUAGAAUACAAAAUAACUGUUAUACAAACUUUGGUAGAUACUUUUAACAUAACAAAUAUUUAUUCUACGACUAGCACAGGGUCCUUAAAUACAUAGCGGCCUUUAGAGUCCAUCUCAAAGUCCGGAACAUCUGUAUUCAUAAUCUCAUGCAUCGGCACGGUGUCUUGAUCAGUCUUAUGGAACUUGAAAGUCUUCUUUUCUUUAUCUACAGAGCGUAAAUAUUUAACAAAACACUCUUCUGAAUCAUAUAUUUCUUUGAUUACUCCUAGAUAAAUUUUCACAGUUUUUUUGGUAGAUUCAUACUUGACUAGAACGAAAUCCCCUGGUUUUCUUGGCACAACCGAAGCUUCAGAAGGAUCUUCUUUAUUAUUGGAGUUAGGAACUUAAUCAA
Molecule: messenger RNA, 3107 nt
Organism: Psylliodes chrysocephalus
Lineage: Eukaryota; Metazoa; Arthropoda; Insecta; Coleoptera; Chrysomelidae
Source: the annotation of a GenBank genome assembly